Molecule: messenger RNA, 1329 nt
Organism: Miscanthus lutarioriparius
Lineage: Eukaryota; Viridiplantae; Streptophyta; Magnoliopsida; Poales; Poaceae
Source: the annotation of a GenBank genome assembly
AUGGCGGGUGGCGGCGCCGACGACGACGACGUGGUGGAGGUGAGCUGCGGCGGCAGAGGCGGCGCCGACGACGACGACGUGGUGGAGGUGAGCUGCGGCGGCAGAGGCGGCGGCGACCCCGGCGCGUACGCCGCGAUGCUCAAGAGGAAGCUCGACCUGUACUGCGCCGCCGUCGCGAAAUCCAUGGUUGGACUUGGCACAACCAUGAUAUUGACCAUUGCAUCCAAUGGUUCCACAAAACUUCAAGCUAUGUAUAUUUUUCCUUAUAUUAUGUGGGUAAGGAUGUGCAGUACUAGUGGCUUUCCAGAGCUUAACAGUGACAGAAACCUCGCGUACUGGCUGCACCCAGCCCUUUGCCCCUUUGUUGCAGUAAUGUUUAUCCUUGGUUUGAGUACUGUGAAGUGUGAACCAUUCACUAGAGGUGACAUAGAUGGGGCAGGCCUAGUUACAAACUCUAAUGUCAUAGAAGAUGAUGAUUUUCAAGGCAAGCCAGCCAACAGUGGUAUAUCAAAGGAAUUGUCAGACGAUGAUGGUGACCUUGAAGAGACUACUGACCCUGCUAACGCCAAUAAGAUGAGGAGAAUGCUGUCAAAUCGGGAAUCAGCUAGGCGAUCAAGAAAGAGGAAGCAAGCACACUUGAAUGAUCUUGAAUCACAGGUUUCCAGGUUAACAUCUGAGAAUGCAUCUUUGCUAAAGCGUCUGGCUGAUAUGACUCAGAAAUACAAGGAUGCUUCCCUUGACAAUAAAAAUCUAACAGUUGAUAUUGAGACUAUGAGGAGAAAGGUGAACAUAGCCGAGGAAGCUGUCAGGAGAUUAACUGGAACAACCCUCAUGUUAUCAACCGCAUUUGACAAGCCCGCGAGCAGCACGCCCCUGUCAUCAUGUGCAUCUGAUGCGGCUUCUGCCUCUGUCGCCAUUGAAGACAGCAUGAAACAUUUCCUCCAGGCGCCACUUCAAAGCGGUCAGAUGAAGCUUGACAUCCCAAAAGCAGCAAUUCCUCUGACCAGUGGGGUGAUAGGCACCAAGCCAGCUUCUCUGCAGCGUGUUGCUAGCUUGGAGAACCUGCAGAAGAGGAUCAUUGGAGAUUCAGUGCACUCUGAGACUGCAUCAACAUUCUCAGGUCCUGAAGCUCUUGCCGAUAGUGAUUUGUACACUAUUUUGAAGAUUAAUAAUGCUGUGGCUAAGGCUGUCAUCUUUGAUUCUGGACUAAAUAGGCUUGUGGACAUCAAGCACCAUGAAUGCAGGAUGGUUAAGAAUGCAGCUUCUGUUGAGAUUGAUAUGAAGCUUCUUUUGCUAUCUGCGCAUGUUUUCUGUGCUGGAAGUUAUUAA